AAAAGUCAAAACAAAACUGACGUAGCUCAAUUUGUACUUAGGUUAUGUGUUUGUGCCAAGUUUUUCUUUAUUUGUAGUAUAAUUAAAUAUAAAAGAAAUGUUCGAGUUAACGGAUACACAAAAAAUUGGCGUAGGACUAUCCACGUUUGGAAUAGUUUUCAUAUUUUUAGGUGUUCUGCUGUUGUUAGAUAGGAGUCUCUUAGCUUUAGGAAACUUAUUGUUUAUAUCUGGUUUGGUUGCGAUAAUUGGAAGACAACGGACCUUCUUGUUUUUUUUCCAAAGGCACAAAGCAAAGAGAUCUCUGGCGUUUUUCGGUGGAAUUUUAUUAGUAUUACUUAAAUGGCCGCUUAUUGGAAUGUUAUUAGAACUUUACGGGUUCUUUUUGUUGUUUAGUGAUUUCUUUCCUGUUGCUGUAAAUUUUUUAAGACGUAUACCACUUUUGGGGACCAUUCUUAACUUUCCAGGCAUUAGUAUGUUAAUUGAUAAGAUAACUGGAGAUGCAAACAGGACGAGAGUGUAACCAAAUUGGAAGCUAUUUAUUUUUUAAAUCAAAUAUUCAUUUUGUAAAUAAUAGGUGUUCGAUCGGAUUCAAUUAAAAUAUUUUUAAUA
Phyllotreta striolata is the source of this 609-nucleotide messenger RNA. The record is from the annotation of a GenBank genome assembly. Lineage: Eukaryota; Metazoa; Arthropoda; Insecta; Coleoptera; Chrysomelidae.